Molecule: messenger RNA, 1081 nt
Organism: Gadus morhua (Atlantic cod)
Lineage: Eukaryota; Metazoa; Chordata; Actinopteri; Gadiformes; Gadidae
Product: histone H3.3
Exons: 4
Coding region: 132-542 (136 amino acids)
Cellular component (GO): nucleosome
Molecular function (GO): protein heterodimerization activity; DNA binding; structural constituent of chromatin
Source: RefSeq, a predicted model, not a curated record
CUACAUGUGACGUCACGCUGUAGUAUUUAUAGCCCUCACCAACUCUCGCUACACACACACACACAACGCGAAGGAAGAGUACAGACGUUUUUGUAAUCCUCAUCGUUAAAUCCUCACACGUUUAGUGCGCCAUGGCCAGAACCAAGCAGACCGCCCGUAAGUCCACCGGAGGAAAGGCGCCAAGGAAGCAGCUCGCCACCAAGGCUGCGAGAAAGAGCGCGCCGUCCACCGGGGGCGUCAAGAAGCCUCACCGUUACAGGCCGGGUACCGUGGCUCUCAGGGAGAUCCGUCGCUACCAGAAGUCCACUGAGCUGCUGAUCCGCAAGCUGCCCUUCCAGCGGCUGGUCAGGGAGAUCGCCCAGGACUUCAAGACCGACCUUCGUUUCCAGAGCGCCGCCAUCGGCGCCCUUCAGGAGGCCAGCGAAGCCUACCUGGUUGGUCUGUUUGAGGACACCAACCUGUGCGCCAUCCACGCCAAGCGGGUCACUAUCAUGCCCAAGGACAUCCAGCUGGCCCGCAGGAUAAGAGGCGAGCGUGCCUAGAGGAGAUUCCCCCGGGCCGACCAGCGACCCUAUUUAUCCCACUUCCAACCUAUUGUGGACAUUUAUCAUCAGAAUUUAUUUUUUAUUUUAGAACGACACCAAAUGCAUCCGUCGUUCCACAAACCGGAACUCGGAGCAAAGUGGUGUUGGUGGGGGUGGAGUUGCUCCUGUUCUGGGGAUUCGGUGGUGCAUUAUAACCAUACAUUCUUUACCCCCUCGCCCUCCACGGCUGGCUGUUGGUUGAGCCAUCAGACGGGGGACUUUCCCGAAGGCGGACAUGACUUCUUCUUUACAUCUUCCAUGAAGGGCGGCCCCCUCUUAUCGGUCUACUUCCUCCACCAGCCUGUUUCGAUGUAGCGUUCGGUUAUUGUUAACAGUUCACUGUACACCACGCUCCCCAGCGGAGACAACCCGCCUGUAUUUUUCUUGACGGCUUUUUACAUGUUAUUUUUCCAACAUAAAAAUCUUGGCAGCUACAUUUAAUACUAUUUAUGAAGUGGUGUCACAUGUCUUUCUAGUAAAGUUCUUUACGAGUACAA